GCCUGACAAGAUCGACGGAUUUCGCUCAGAAUGCUAAAGGAUCUCGUCAUUUUCGCAAGUCUCAUUUUCUUCAGUUACGCUUGUUUAAUUACGAAUUGCCCUCGCGGUGGCAAAAGAGGUGACAUCGCGCCUUCUCUGGGAACUGUCACUCGAGAAUGUCCUCCAUGCGGUCCCAAUCAUCUGGGUCAGUGCUUUGGGCCACACAUUUGCUGUGGUCCUAGUAUUGGAUGCUUCAUAGGAACUCCAGAAACAUACCGGUGCAGGAAGGAAAGUCCAUAUGCCAGGCCUUGCAUUGCAGGAUAUGCAAUGUGUCGUGGAAAUACAGCUAGAUGCGCUACAAAUGGAAUUUGUUGCUCACAAGAAUCUUGCCAUAUGGAUACAUCAUGCAGAAUUUCUGAUGUCGUUGACAAUGAUCGUAAAAUGGACACUGAUCUGAGUGUAAUAUUGUCAAGCAACGAAGCUUCCCAUGAGAUAUUUCAGUAAUAUAAUUAAUUUCAUAAUUAUUACUUAUGUCCCUCUCCACUUUUCUUUUCAUGCUUCGACUUAUGUAAAAAAUGUAACAGCAUUGUGCUAACGAUGAGGCGAAUAAUAAAAAUGUGUAUUUAUCACACAGAUGCAA
Odontomachus brunneus is the source of this 619-nucleotide messenger RNA. RefSeq names its product neurophysin 1-like. Gene Ontology annotation, molecular function: neurohypophyseal hormone activity. Lineage: Eukaryota; Metazoa; Arthropoda; Insecta; Hymenoptera; Formicidae. The transcript is spliced from 3 exons. The record is from RefSeq and is a predicted model, not a curated record. The coding region runs from base 31 to 483 and encodes 150 amino acids. Gene Ontology annotation, cellular component: extracellular region; secretory granule.